Cynara cardunculus var. scolymus (artichoke) is the source of this 3474-nucleotide messenger RNA. RefSeq names its product TMV resistance protein N-like. Gene Ontology annotation, biological process: signal transduction; defense response. Bases 37 to 3330 code for a protein of 1097 amino acids. The record is from RefSeq and is a predicted model, not a curated record. NCBI's taxonomy places the organism in Eukaryota, Viridiplantae, Streptophyta, Magnoliopsida, Asterales, Asteraceae. Gene Ontology annotation, molecular function: ADP binding. The transcript is spliced from 5 exons.
UUUACCAAUUCAACAUCUUGAAAACCCUGGACGUCAAUGGCGUCUUCUUCAUCUUCGUCUGUACCGACUGGAGGAUGGACAUAUGACGUUUUCCUAAGCUUCAGAGGCGAAGACACUCGAAACAACUUCGUUGAUCAUCUUCAUACAUCUCUGGUUCAGAAAGGCAUUCGUGUGUUCAAAGAUGACGAGAUGCUCCGUAGAGGAAAUCACAUCUCUUCGGAACUCCUCAAAGCCAUCGAGGAAUCGAGGUUUUCCGUCGUGGUGUUUUCUGAAAAUUAUGCCAACUCUUCUUGGUGUCUGGAUGAGCUUACCAAAAUCAUGGAAUGUAAAGAUCUGACGGGACAAAAGGUGUUACCGGUGUUCUACCAUGUGGAUCCAUCCGAUGUGCGAGGACAAAAAGAAGACUACGCCACGGCCUUUCAGCAACAUGAGGAGAAGUUUAGGGAAGAGAUGGAUAAAGUGAGCAACUGGAGAAAGGCUUUAGCUGCAGCUGGUAAUUUAUCUGGCUGGCAUAUCUCUGCAGUCAAUGGGGGUGAAUCUUUAUUUAUCAACAAGAUUGUUCAAGAGAUUUCGGGUGAUAGACAACCUUGUGGUAUGGAGAAAAAUCUAAUCGAUAUUGAAUCUCGUAUCGAUGAAUUGAAUACAUUACUGGGUACAGAAGCAACCGAUGAGGUGCGCAUGGUAGGGAUAUGUGGAAUGGGAGGAAUUGGUAAGACAACGAUUGCCCGAGCUUUGUUUAGAAGAAUUUCUUAUAAGUUUGAGGGUAGUAGCUUCGUUAAAGGUGUUAGAGAAAAUAGUAAAAAAGAUAUAUGCACCUUGCAACGAAAGAUUCUUAAAGAUGUUCUUGCUAUGCACCACGAAUUCAAUAUUACGGAUCCAGAAGAUGGAGCCGAAUUGAUACAAACAAGAUUUUGUAAUAAGAAGGUUCUUAUUGUUCUUGAUGAUGUGGAUGAUGAAAAGCAAUUAGAGUUCCUAGCUGCAACGCAUGAGUGGUUUGGUGCAGGAAGUAGGAUCAUAAUAACCACUAGAAACGAGCAUUUGUUAUCAGAUACAAACGCCACUUACAAGCCUACUAUUUUACUUAAGCAAAAUGCUAUUGAGCUCUUCAGUAGGCAUGCUUUUCGGGAAAAUAGCCCUCCGGAUGGGUAUGAGGAACUGUCAAAUCGUGUAAUACGCUACACUGGCGGUCUUCCUCUAGCCCUGAAAGUUUUAGGCUGUUUCUUCCGUAAAAGAGAUGUAGGUGUGUGGGAAAGUGCUUUAAAUAGAUUAGCCAAAACACCAAACAUUGAGAUUUUUGAGACACUGAAGGUAAGUUUUGAUGGGCUUUGUGAUGAUGAUAAAAGAAUAUUCCUAGACAUUGCAUGUUUCUUCAAGGGCCAUAAUGAAGAAACAGUGACUAGAAUACUCGAUAGCUUUGAUUUUGAUGCGGCGAUAGGAAUUAGUACUCUUAUCGAAAAAUCUCUCAUAACUGUUUCAAACAAGCGUAUAGACAUGCAUGAUGUCAUCCAAGAGAUGGGCUUGGAAAUUGUUCGUAAGAGUUACCCAAAUAGCAGGCUAUGGAAAUGUGAAGAAAUUCAUGAUUUCAUUUCGAGAAACAAGGACCUAGAAGCAGUUGAAGCCAUAGUGCUCACAUACGUUGAUGAGGGUAUGUGCGAUGAGAUCGGGGGUUAUAGUAAUGAUGUUUUUAAGAACAUGAAGAGUAUUCGGCUACUUAAUAUUUACCACGACUUCACUUCUACUAAACCUACGACUCUCCCUGAUGAGUUACGAUGGCUUACAUGGUAUGAGUACCCAUUUUCUUCUCUGCCUGUAGGAAACCUGCGUAAGCUUGUCGGGCUUGAAAUAGAAUAUGGCAACAUUGAACAUUUAUGGAUAGGGUAUAAGUUUUUGCCAAACUUGAAAUUCAUUCACCUUCAAUGGUUGGGAUGCAUAGAAAGUUUUCCAGAUGUCUCGGGGGCUCCAAAUGUUGAGAGUUUGAUUUUGUACGACUGCACCAAUUUGAUGGAGGUUCAUAAGUCUCUUGGAACUCUCAGAAAGCUUGCUUACUUAAACAUGACGGGUUGUUAUAAUCUCAAGUAUCUCCCAUCCAUGAUUGAGAUGGAAUCUUUGGAGACUCUUAUCCUCUCUUCUUGCUUUAUGCUUGAAAAAUUCCCAGAGGUCUCUUCUCGUGUGGAAAAACUAUCGAAUAUAUAUCUUAGAGCAUGCCCAUAUCUUAAGAUUAUUCCAAACUCUAUUUGUGAGUUAAAAAAUCUCAAAGUCCUUGAUCUUCAAGAGUGCAGGGCACUACAACAUUUGCCAGAGGAGCUGGGAAGCAUGGAAAAAUUAGAAGAGCUAUGGCUGGGAUCACAGAAUCCCAACUGUCUAUGGCCAUCAGACAUCAUUAGUUUUCAUACUUGGACAAAGUUGUGUUGCUUGAGAAAACUUGAUCUCAGUUGUAGACAAAUCGAAGAACACGACUUCCCCAAUGAUUUUCAUGCAUUUUCCUCCUUAGAAGAAUUAUAUCUUAGUGACAACUCUAAAUUAGUCCACUUACCUGCAAGCAUCUCUCACCUUUCUCGUCUUAAACACUUGGAGUUGAAUGAGUGCCAACAUCUUCGAAAUAUUCAAGGGCUCCCAUCAGGAAUACAAGUGUUGAAGGCAAGCAAUUGUAGCGCGUUGGAAGAGAUUGAAGAUCUAACAGAAGAGUAUGUAUCGUUGCAUAAGAUAUUUCUCCCCGGUUGCGAGAGACUCCUAGAGAAUCAAGAGAAUCUUGAUAAGAUGUUGCAACAAUCCUUCGUUAAGAAAUGUGCUGCUGGCGAUCAUGUGUUAAGUAUCCGUAUUCCUGGAAGCAAGAUUCCAAGCUGGUUCAAAGAGCAACAACUUGGAAACCAUAUAUCAUUGAAGUUGCCUCCCGAAUGGCAUACUGAUAUCAAGGGGUUUGUAGUAUGUGGUGUGUUUCAAGGGAAGUGGCCAAGAGUCAGAAUCACCUGCGCUACCCAAAUUAAGUUCAAAUUUGGAAUUAAUGCAACACUCAUGCCCGAGUUAGAGGUUGAUAUUAUUAAUGCAUUUGCAGUAAAUGACAAGUUGAGCAUAUGGAUUGUCUACGUACCAUUUAGUUUAUAUCAACAACAGACGUAUGACGAUUCUAAUCGUGAAGGUAAUCUUCUAAUCAAUAUAUCAGAACCCCUGAUGCUUGGUAAAAAGGCUGUAAGAUGUGGGGCGCAUAUAAUGUACAAAGAAGAUGUCGAAUCAAUGCAUCAAAUCGGCUCAUGUAUUCAUGAUUAUCAGGACUUUCAUUUUCUUCAUGACGUCAAUGAUGGUACUGUUACUUAUGCAGAAAAGGAAUCUUAGCAGCAUCGAAUCGAUGUAUAAAUUCCAUUGUAGUGUAUUGUGUACAUAUUUUGCAUUUAUUAAUUGUAAUUAAAUUUCUACAUACCAUUACAGAACAUAUGUAAAACCGUAUGAAUAAUUUGUAACAUCAGUUGACAUAUACAU